Messenger RNA from Amphimedon queenslandica, 1026 nucleotides. RefSeq names its product E3 ubiquitin-protein ligase MARCH5-like. The transcript is spliced from 3 exons. Gene Ontology annotation, molecular function: zinc ion binding. Lineage: Eukaryota; Metazoa; Porifera; Demospongiae; Haplosclerida; Niphatidae. The record is from RefSeq and is a predicted model, not a curated record. Bases 63 to 902 code for a protein of 279 amino acids.
CUAGUUACCCGCCCACCAUCACAGUCAGCAUCAACCGAGGCAUCAACAGCAAAACCAACAACAUGGAAACUGAUUCCUUGACUGUCAGUACCUCUUCACCUCUUUUAGUUCGUGCAAGGAGUGCCAACGAGAAGCAGUGUUGGGUGUGUUUUGGGACACCAGAAGAUGAAGGCAGUGAGGAAGAAGAGUGGACAAGCCCUUGUCGUUGCUGUGGAGGUACAAAAUGGGUUCACCAGUCCUGCCUACAGCUCUGGAUAGACGAGAAACAGAAGAUGUCCUCCUCGAUAUCAGUCGUGUGCCCACAAUGCCAGUUUGCUUAUCGGAUACAAUACCCAACGUCCAACCCUAUAAUAUUCAUAUAUGACAUGGUAGAGAGGACCAUUACGUAUUUCUCUCCCCUAGUCUUAGCUGGUGUCACAGCUACGACUCUCUACUGGGCAUCCUUCACAUACGGGAUAAUAGCCAUUGCAAUGGCGAUGGGUCGAGAGCAAGCGCUUGAGUUUUUCAAGUCACCAGAGUCAACCGUAGCAGUGGUCUGUCUCCCCAUCGUCCCUUGGAUAAUUGUGACUGUGAAGAUAAUCCGGCCAGAAGUCAUCUUCCUCAAGUGUUUGUAUAAGUACUUACUUCCUCUCCUGGCAAGACUAUUGAAAGGUCUCUCUCUCGCUUCUCUCCCAACGAGGAGGCGUCAUUUCCAACAAGCUGAGGUACAGCCGCUGUCUUACAUAUCGCGCUGUUUCGUGAGCAUGGCUGCCUUGCCAUUCAUCUCUUCAGCCCUUGGACACUUAUUGUUCAGAUUCAUGAAUAAUGGUGUGAAGAGAACGCUACUGGGCGGUACUCUUUACUUGAGCAUGAGCUACACACUGAAAGUUAUCCUUGAACAUCACAAAGGACGUGUCAUUUGAUCAAUGACUCAUUAACAUACUGACUAUUCAGAUUUAAACACACACACACACUACUCUUGCAUUACUAUACAAGAUAUUAUUGUUAUUAUUAUUUGUGGUUUUAAAUCAGUAUGUAUUAAAGUAA